Cydia pomonella (codling moth) is the source of this 7516-nucleotide messenger RNA. RefSeq lists its product as uncharacterized. NCBI's taxonomy places the organism in Eukaryota, Metazoa, Arthropoda, Insecta, Lepidoptera, Tortricidae. The record is from RefSeq and is a predicted model, not a curated record. Gene Ontology annotation, cellular component: nucleus; chromosome. Gene Ontology annotation, molecular function: chromatin insulator sequence binding; zinc ion binding; calcium ion binding. Gene Ontology annotation, biological process: regulation of transcription by RNA polymerase II. The transcript is spliced from 21 exons. Bases 138 to 3368 code for a protein of 1076 amino acids.
UGUGACCAUUUCUUGUUUUAUUUAUUUAUGAAUAUCAGUAUUGUUUAUUAACAGUUUAUUUUGUCUUCCUGAAAAUAAUCUGUUUCAAUAUGUAAUUGAUCAUCUAUAAUCUACGAUAUAAGAACGUUUCUAACAAAAUGACUAGCUUUAAACACUUGAAGUACUUGUGUAGACUUUGUGCGAAAAGCGAUGAGUUUUGUAAGGAUUUACUCGAAGAAAGCAACAAAAACGUACUUAGUAUGAUAAGAGAUUUUAUUCAAAUAACUAUAAAUGAAAGUGAUGAUUUACCAACCCGAAUCUGUCUCAACUGUGAAGAGAAAAUGGUGUCCUUUCAAUUGUUUGUCUUGGAAUGCUAUAAAGUUCAAGAGGAUUUUAGAAAACAAUUGGAUAAGGAGCAGUUAGGCAUUUGUACCGAAUUGCAAAUCAAACUUGAAAGUACUGCAGACUAUGGAGCAUCUUUGAUCAAAUCUGAGGUUAAAGAUGAGUUAACUGCUGAGGACAUAGUGUGUGCAAUCACUUCAAAUGAUGCUUCAUUGUCAGAAUUUGAAGCAGUUGAUUACAAUGGUGAUAUUGACAUCAAUGAUGAUAUGGACGACGAUGAAGAUGACGAUGACUUGGAUGAUGUAGCAAUCGCAUCACUGAAGGACAUAAAGCAAAAGCGGAUCAAAAAGAAAGCCAUUUCAGAAGAGGAUUCUUUAAAGUUUAGUGAACUUUUAAAACAACCAAACUUGAAAGUGAAAGACUUUGUUAAGUUGGCAUGUCACCUUUGCGGAGCAGAGUCCAAUACAUGGAGUAAUUUGCGCUUGCAUUACUUCAAUAAUCAUAGAAGCAAAGUAGUUGCAUACUGCCUAUGUGGAUAUGCAAUAAGAUCCAAAAGUGUUCUGUAUAAACAUUUUUCUCAGCAUAAGUUGGAAAGUAGAAACAUUAGAAGUGCCGAGAAUUUGAUUGAAGACAAAUCAGAAAAAUCUCAAUAUUCAGAUCUAAAAAUUAAUAACUUUGUGAAUUUCAAUUGCAAUGCCUGUGAUAAGGUGUGCUCCAGUUGGUAUAGUCUGAAGUCACACUGUGAAAGAGCUCACCAGAUUCUUCCCGUAGUGCAUUGUGUUUGUGGCAUUGCUCUCAAGUCAAAGUCAGUUCUCUACAAACAUAUAAAUGAUCACAAAAAUCCUAAUGUAUUAUCGUGUGACAAAUGUCCACGAAUCACGAAAACCCUGGCAGCGUUAAACAAACAUAAAAUGAGACACGUCCCUAAAUCUGAACGGAAAUUCACGUGCGAAUCCUGUGAUAAAAUAUUUAAUACUAAGGAUGCGUUAAAAUCUCAUGAACGGUCACACAUUCCAAUAGAAGAUAGGAAAAUUUACCACUGUAAUAUUUGUAACAUGAAGUUUACAACCCGGUCGUCAGCGGCGUCGCACAAGCGCGUGGUACACGACAAAAUCAAGAGUUACGUAUGCGAUCUGUGCGGCUACGCGUGCGGCACCAACGGCGAGCUGCGGCAGCACCGCGCCAUUCACUCCGACGACAAGCCGUUCGUGUGCAGGAAGUGCUCCAAGCCAUUCAAAACUUACUCGAAUCUCAAAACUCACAUGGACAUUCACGAAGAAACUUCGUACCCGUGCUACGUGUGCAACCGCGUGCUGAACAGCCGCCGGACGCUGAGGAAGCAUCUGCUCGUACAUGAAGACAAGUGCCGGCACGUCUGCUCGUAUUGCAACAAGGCCUUCAAGAGGAGGCAGACGUUGAAGGUCCACAUGUACACUCACACGGGCGACAAGCCACUAACGUGCAAAUGGUGCGACGAGCGGUUCGCGUACGCAUCCACAUUACGAUCGCACCGCUUGCGAUGCCACCCCGACAAGAUGGCGGCGCAGAUGAACGAGCAGUACGUCUACCGACACGUCAACAUCCUGCAGCAGGUGGCAGAGGAUUGCGCGGGCGGAGAGGAUUGUCCUCCAGUCGUCGUGUCUUGGGAAGGCUCGGCAGAUAUCCAGAGCGGAGACAUCCUGAUCGUGCGCAUCGCCGACUCGUCACUGCUCGACAACUUCGCCCACCCUGACGCUAAGAACACUAGCCAUGAUGCGAACGCUACUCAAGCAGAUGGACAGAGGGUACACCGCACGCUGCCAUCACCGGCCGUGUACCAGGUGACGCGGCAGGGGCACGUGCACUGUGACGUGUCUGAAGGCAUGCUGCUCGACAUCACCCCGCUGGACGAGAACGGCGCCAAACUUAUCACGCUCUACGACAAAGAUCUCACCGAGGGCGUCAACUUGCUGAUAGUUGUUUCCGAGAACUGGAGGUCACAGUGUGUCCGCCUCAAAGUUACUGUCAAGUCGGAUAACUGCGGAGAGUCUCAAGACUGCUCCGGGAAGGGCGUGUGCUACACCAACGUAUCUAUGGAAGGCUACGAGUGCCAGUGCUGCGCCGGCCAGCUGGGCCCGCACUGCGAGGAGCGCGACGUCUGCAAUCCAUCACCCUGCCUGAAUAAUGGCAUAUGUGUCGACCUCACGCAGCCUCUCAACGGGGCGAACUACCACUGCCUUUGUCCCUACGGUUUUACGGGUAGAAAGUGCGAAAAGGAUCCGUGCUACUCGGAGCCUUGUCUGAACGGAGGGUCGUGCAUGAGUCUGGCGAUGAACGGGUCGACGACGUUCCACUGCGCAUGCGCGGACGGCUGGACGGGUGCGCACUGCGAGCUACCCACGGUGGGCGGCGCCUGCGCCGACAAGCCCUGCGUCAACGGCAUCUGCAUAGAACAGACAGACAUCGACGCUGAGGGGCAUGAGUACCGAUGUUUUUGCUUGCCAGGGUACACUGGUGAGCACUGUGAGAUGGAAUACAACGAGUGCGAGUCGUCGCCGUGCGCGAACGGCGGCACCUGCACCGACCGCGUCGGUGGCUUCGCGUGCGCCUGCGGCCGCGGUUUCACCGGAAACACCUGCCAACUCAAGGUCGAUUUGUGCUCGCCAAACCCGUGCUCUGAGCAGCGCUACUGCGUGGACCGCGGCAAUAGCUACACUUGCGAGUGCCCUCACGGCUACGUCGGCGACGAGUGCCACCUGCCUGUCAAAUCGGCGUGCGACAAUAAUCCGUGCGCGCACGGCGGCACCUGCUGGAGCGGCAUUGACUCCUUCUACUGCUCCUGUCGACCAGGAUAUACCGGCAAACUAUGCGAAGAGGACUUCAUCCUGGAAUCAGUGGUCCGCGGCGAGGUUAUCAGCUCGGAGUCCCGCAGCGACGGCGGUGGCGCGGUGCGCGAGGUGCGCAUGCCGCUCGGCCUGUACCACGACCGCCUGCACAACGUAUACAUCGCCGCCGGCACGCUAGGCGCCGCCAUCGCCAUCGUGGGAGUCGUGGUCAGUACUCACUAAACCUGCAGCUACAGGCGCGAGGUGCAUGCCGCUCGGCCUGUACCACGACCGCCUGCACAACGUAUACAUCGCCGCCGGCACGCUAGGCGCCGCCAUCGCCAUCGUGGGAGUCGUGGUCAGUACUCACUAAACCUGCAGCUACAGGCGCGAGGUGCAUGCCGCUCGGCCUGUACCACGACCGCCUGCACAACGUAUACAUCGCCGCCGGCACGCUAGGCGCCGCCAUCGCCAUCGUGGGAGUCGUGGUGACAGCAUGCCACUGCCGCGUGAACAAGACGUACUCGCGGCUGCUGUCGCGGCUGGCGCGCGCGCCGGCGCCGGCGCCGCACUGGCUGCACGACAAGCGCGCGCCCGCGCCCGCGCCGCCCGCGCUCGACACCACCGACAUGUACUACACGCUCGACUUCAGCGACAGCCAGAGCUCCCCGCUCAUCCAAUAGCAAUCACUCAUGAACUGCUCCGAUGGGGAACGGUUCAAGAUACAAAUUUAAAUCGUAGCACUUGCAUGGUACAUACGAGAUAUUUGGGAGUUUUCAGAAAAAUGUGUAGGUACCAUUUUUUAUUAUUUAACAAACUUUGGGUUAUUUCUUCUCAUAAUUACGACUAUUAGUGAUUAAAAUAAGUUUAUUUAUCAAAAUUUUCAUUUGCACGAUUUGACUUGAACAAACCUACAUACAUACAUUGCAAGUUAAAUAAAAGAUUGUAAAAAAGUAUUAAGUGUGCCCAGUUUCUCACACAAUAUUUAUGAGCCAGUUUUGCGACGGUUCAUAUAAAAUGUAUAUACGAAAAUUGCGUCACAAAGGCGCGUAUCACACUGAAUGCAUUCGCACGUCGCUCCGAUGUUUGGACGAGACAACUUUAUGCACGUAGCAUAGCGAAAUCCCGCUCACACCUCAUCCAGUGUGUCAAGUGCCAAGUGCCAAAACGGACUAAAUUUUUGGGUACUCUAUUCUUUUUUCUUAUUUUAUAGUCCCCGUGAUUCUGCGUAGAAAUAACCCAAAAUAUGUUUGUGAAAAAAAGAAUAGUACGUACACUUUCUUUCAUAAUUUGCCUUUUAAUGCAGACCUCGACGUAAACUGCAACCGAGGAUAUUAAACGGAAGCUUAUUGUCAGUCGUUGCCAAAUAUAGGGAAUUUGUAACAAGGGGUAGACUUACGAAAGCCGGCAUACAUGGACCGAAUUACCUAUCUAUAAUUUUAUUUCAUUCCAUUUGUGUAUGCUUUGGAACAAAACACAUGUGGCGGCUCUAGCUACCCUCCAUACGUAACCUCGUAUUGCUUUGCUUAUUACCUCUCAAGUACCUAUACUCGAUGGAUGUUAGAAACGAGUGACUCAAAACUCAAAUAUGUAUUGUGCAAUCCGCUAUGUUGGUAUCGGCAAUAUUGAUAUAUAGAUAAAAAUAUCUUGUAUCACCAUUGCCCAACAUAUACACGGCAUGACACAGACAUUGUGUCAGUCCGCUACUAAUACGUUUCGCCACAUAGCCGAAAAACACCUCUGCGAGGUUACGUAGUGUUUGUAGUAAAACUGCGCACUGAAAGAGUUAAUAUUAAAAGAUCAAUCCUUCGACAGACAAUUUCUGGGUACUCGUCAAGUGCAUAUUGUCGCACAAUACCUAAGGUAUAGAAAAGUGAUAGUUAUAACCCGCCCUAUAUUAUAAUAUAAACUACCUACUUGUUAUACAGUAAAGCAACAUAGACCUCCAUACAAAUAUUAUUGUGAUUGCUAUAUAGAGCUGAAGUAAUUUAUACGUAAUGUACGUAUUAGGUAAGCUUAGUGAUCUCUAUUUUGCAUAUGUGAAUAUUGUCGAUGUAAAACGUUCAGUGUAAAGAGAUGUCGCGCGUCGGUGGCGGUUAGAUAGAUCUAUAAUAAUAGUAGGAUGUUUGUGGAGAAAACGCAUUUCAUAAUGCUAAGUAUUUGAUGUAACUAAUGUUCCGAAAGAAAUAAUCUAUAGUGGCGUUAGGUACCUUUCUUUUAUCCGUUAAAUAAAUUCGGCCGAUUUACUGGCAUAACCUCAUAAGGUCCAUUUAUAACGAUUGAUUCGUUUCUAACCCAAUUCAUAUUUCCAUUUAGGGUUCCAAUUAAAUGUGUUUUUAUUAAAAAUGUUUCCCAUAUUUACUAGCCUUACUCAAGGAUCAAUAAUUAUUGAUAGUCCGAAAACAUAUGAUAACCAUUUAUUUGUUGUUAAAAAUAUUGUAAUUAGUAAGGUAGGUAAUUAUUAUUGUUUAUGUAUAUGUGAAUAUUUUAAGAAAUCUUCUUUUUAAUUACAAGGUAAUUAAUGUUAAUCAUAAGUCAAGAAUAACUAGUCUAGUUAAAGAGAAGUAAAAAGAUAGCCAAAUUGUAUAUUGGUAUGUAAUAUAGUAAUAUAUGUACAUAAGCCAAGGAAGUCAUUAAAUGAGUUAAAUAAAUCCUGAAAGAUUCUCAAGUCGGAACAAACGUCAAAAUCGGAUAUAGUUGUUUGUCUAAAAUUUUAAUUGACAUAAACUACAAUUUACUUGCAUGAAAACAAAUCAAUAACGUACCUAAUCGAUAAUCGAAUGGGUUUGCGUACGAUGGGGGUUGAAAAACAACAGUUCUCGAGCUGUGUGUGGCAUUACUAGUUAACAAAAAAGGCGAAACUGCUCGUUAAAAGUCAUGAUACCUAUCUAGUAAUAGAUUUAGUGCAAUUGGCUCUUUUUUCUAAAAGUUUACCGAUCGCUGUGUAUAAGGGCUCGUAAUAGUCAAAAGCGGCGUUAGGCGUGAGCGACGUGGGCCACCCGUAGGCGGUCCGAGGGGCCUCGCGCCUCAAAUAAGUAUAUCUCGGACGCAACGUAAAAAUGUUCGUCAUUUCUUGCGCCACCAGAGGGCCUCGCUAAAUGUACCUUGCCCACAUAAAAUUAUGGUCUUGCCCCGCCACUGGUAAUGGUAAUGUUAUUAAGCUCAUUAGCUUUCUUAGACACUGCAAAACUGUGACGCCCGUGGGUCGUUGAUUUGUUAAUAACAUCAUAGAUUUCAUUUUCCCCACUAAGUGCCUAUUAGGUUUGCCAAAAAUGCUUAUAAUAAAACCUAGAUUAUACAAGUACCUAAUAGCUUUUGUCCGAUCCGUCUCUAGAUAGUUAUGAAUUAAAGCAGCAUUAUAAAAUUUGUGAGUAGUAAACCGACAUCGUAAAUUUUGUGGCAUAUUCGCUGCAAUAGUUGAAUUUUAAGGAAGGGGGUUCGUAUUAUUUAUGUUACUUCGACAUUGAUUGAGUAAAAUGCGUAAAAUCUAAUUGUAACUAGAUGGCGCUGUUCAGCUUUAUACAUUUUGCGGCAAGUCUGAUUGUCAAAAGUUGACGUUUGACAAUUUCGUGACCGAAAAUCAUAUGGCGCAGUACAGCGCCAUCUGUUUUGGAUGUCAAAGUAAGGGGCGCGUUUUUUUCUUAGACUUUACCUCUUUAUUACAAUGAAUUAUCUUUGCCUCUAAUUAAUAAUUUUAGCUAGAUUGGGUAUAUAUAUCACGUUCAUGCAAAAUACUAUAUUGAAUUUUUUACAAAAUUAACGAUGUCUGGGUAAUAAAUAGUUGAACAUGUAUGUAAGUAUUUGACUGAUCUUCAAAUUAGAUAUUUUCCGACUAUCUUUAGCUUGCUUUCGAUGUUCCAGUUAGAAAAAGGUACGUAUUUACAGUGAGUCGCUAUCAAAUAUAUACGAUGCUAACAUAUGGAUUAUAAUCAUCACGCCAGUAAUACAUAAUGUCAUGUUGAAAUAAAUUCUGAGUUAAGAUGUUUUCAGUGCGUUAUGUAUAUUUUCAGCAAACUGUUAUUCAUGUGUUAAAUUUGGCAGUAGUUUUACUAAAUAAGGACCUAAUUUAUAAUUAAUAAAAUAGGCAGCAUAUUUAGAUACAUAUUCGCGUUGAACAGUAAUUAAAUUAAAAAUAAAUUGUAUUCUUAAGUCCAAAACAAAAAAUGAAUAAGACGGUGAACAAAAUGGAGUACCUAUUACUUAUGCUAAGUUAUACCUAGUACUAAGGGAACGUUCUUAAUCUAUCUCUAAAUUGAACUAGAUCUUCGUCUCAAUGCUUUCGUGAUCUAUGUAAUACUUAAAUACCCUGUGCUUUGUAUGAAAAAUUCUGAUAUUUACCUACCUACUUAUUGUUAACUUUAAGGCUCCAUUAAAUGUUGAUGGUUCCAAUA